CUAGAAACGUUUCUCUGCUCUGUGUGCUGUGCAUAGUGUCCGUGCCGAUUGAGCUGUUUGCCUAUAAAUUAUAUGGAUGCAAACAGUAUUGUUUUAACGAUAUUUCGGAGAUAUAAGUCUACCGUGUACACGUCAUUCUGAUUUUUCCUCUGAUCAGAUUUAUUAAUUGCAUUUUUUAACGUGCUUUCGUUCAUAUGACAUUGUGCAUCGCGAAAAUUAAAAAAAAGUCCUCAUGAUGAAGCGACGUGACGUCAAAAGACUCUCUUGGCCCUCCGUGAAAGAUGCCUCGCAUUGAGAACGACAUCAAGCUGGAUUUCAAAGAUGUGCUGCUUCGACCCAAAAGAAGUACACUGAAGUCACGCAGCGAGGUGAACUUGACCCGCAGUUUCACGUUCCGGAACUCGAAGCGGUCCUACGAGGGCAUCCCAGUGAUCGCUGCCAACAUGGACACCGUGGGAACCUUCGAGAUGGCGCGGGCUCUGGGCAAGUUCUCUCUCUUCACCACGAUUCACAAGCACUACAGCACUGAGGACUGGAAAGACUUUGCCAAGACUUCCCCCGAAUUCCUUGAGAAUGUAGCAGCGAGCUCUGGGACGGGUCAGGGGGAUUUCGAGCGCCUCUCUGAGAUCCUUCGCGCGGUGCCUCAGGUCCAGUACAUCUGCCUGGACGUUGCUAACGGUUACUCGGAGCACUUUGUCCAGUAUGUGAAGGACGUCCGAGAGAGGUUCCCAGAACACACCAUCAUAGCUGGCAACGUUGUGACAGGGGAGAUGGUAGAGGAGCUGCUCCUGUCUGGAGCUGACAUCAUUAAAGUGGGGAUCGGACCAGGUUCGGUGUGCACAACGCGUCGGAAGACGGGGGUGGGGUACCCCCAGCUCAGCGCGGUCAUCGAGUGCGCAGACGCAGCACACGGCCUCAAUGGACACAUCAUCUCUGAUGGAGGCUGUACCUGCCCAGGCGAUGUAUCCAAAGCUUUCGGCGCAGGGGCUGAUUUCGUGAUGCUGGGGGGCAUGCUGGCGGGGCACUCGGAGAGCGGGGGCGACUUGAUUGAGAAGGGGGGGCAGCAGUACAAGCUGUUCUAUGGGAUGAGCUCCGAGACAGCGAUGAAGAGACACGCGGGUGGAGUCGCGGACUACAGGGCCUCUGAAGGUAAGACAGUGGAAGUCCCCUUCAAGGGCGAUGUGGAGCAUACCAUCAGGGACAUCCUGGGAGGGGUGCGCUCCACCUGCACCUACGUGGGAGCUUCCAAACUGAAAGAGCUGAGCCGGAGGACCACCUUCAUACGAGUCACUGAGCAACUCAACACAGUGUUCGGAGCCAGCAACUAGACCCCCCCCCCCCCCCCCCACCUUCAUACGAGUCACUGAGCAACUCAACACAGUGUUCGGAGCCAGCAACUAGACCCCCCCCCCCCCCCCCCCCCACCUUCAUACGAGUCACUGAGCAACUCAACACAGUGUUCGGAGCCAGCAACUAGA
This is a messenger RNA of Acipenser ruthenus (sterlet), 1478 nucleotides long. It is a transcript of the gene gmpr2, whose product is annotated as guanosine monophosphate reductase 2. Gene Ontology annotation, molecular function: GMP reductase activity. NCBI's taxonomy places the organism in Eukaryota, Metazoa, Chordata, Actinopteri, Acipenseriformes, Acipenseridae. Bases 282 to 1328 code for a protein of 348 amino acids. The record is from RefSeq and is a predicted model, not a curated record. Gene Ontology annotation, cellular component: GMP reductase complex. The transcript has 10 exons. Gene Ontology annotation, biological process: nucleotide metabolic process.